This is a messenger RNA of Chlorocebus sabaeus (green monkey), 1360 nucleotides long. The record is from RefSeq and is a predicted model, not a curated record. Lineage: Eukaryota; Metazoa; Chordata; Mammalia; Primates; Cercopithecidae.
UCUCCCCGCCCCAGGGCUGCCGGGCGGAAGGCGGCGGCGGAGACCAGACGCUGAGCCAUGGCCGAGCUGCUGCAGACGCUGACUGGAAAACCAAAAUGCUACACAUUUCUACCUAUGAUCCUUUUCCUAGUGAUGCUGGUCUUGGUCUUGUUUGGUUACGGGGUCCUAAGCCCCAGAAGCCUAGUGCCAGGAAGCCUGGAACAGGGGUUCUGGAUGGUCUACCCCCAGCCAAAGGUGCUGACACCCUGGUUCUCCUGACAUCUGAAUUCGGAGGCCCACAACUGUCCUCUUUCCCUUUGCUUUCUUUGACUUGCGUCUCUUGUUUCCUGUCCCUUUGCUCACCAAAGCCCCUGCAAAGGCCUGAUAGUAGGAAGGACGUCCUUGUCGUGACCCCUUGGCUGGCUCCCAUUGUCUGGGAGGGCACGUUCAACAUCGACAUCCUCAACGAGCAGUUCAGGCUCCAGAACACCACUAUCGGGUUAACUGUGUUUGCCAUCAAAAAAUACGUGGCCUUCCUGAAGCUGUUCCUGGAGACGGCGGAGAAGCACUUCAUGGUGGGCCACCGGGUCCACUACUACGUCUUCACCGACCAACCGGCCGCGGUGCCGCGCGUGGCGCUGGGGACCGGUCGGCAGCUGUCGGUGCUUGGGGUGCGCGCCUAUAAGCGCUGGCAGGACGUGUCCAUGCGCCGCAUGGAGAUGAUCAGCGACUUCUGCGAGCGGCGCUUCCUCAGCGAGGUGGAUUACCUGGUGUGCGUGGACGUGGACAUGGAGUUCCGCGACCACGUGGGCGUGGAGAUCCUGGCUUCGCUGUUCGGCACCCUGCACCCCGCCUUCUACGGAAGCAGCCGGGAGGCCUUCACCUACGAGCGCCGGCCCCAGUCCCAGGCCUACAUCCCCAAGGACGAGGGUGAUUUCUACUACUUGGGGGGGUUCUUCGGGGGGUCGGUGCAGGAGGUGCAGCGGCUCACCAGGGCCUGCCACCAGGCCAUGAUGGUCGACCAGGCCAACGGCAUCGAGGCCGUGUGGCACGACGAGAGCCACCUGAACAAGUACCUGCUGCGCCACAAACCCACCAAGGUGCUCUCCCCCGAGUACCUGUGGGACCAGCAGCUGCUGGGCUGGCCUGCGGUCCUGAGGAAGCUGAGGUUCGCGGCGGUGCCCAAGAACCACCAGGCAGUCCGGAACCCGUGAGCGGCUGCCAGGGGCUCUGGGAGGGCUGCCGGCAGCCCCUCCCCCUCCCGCCCUUGGUUUUAGCAGAACGGGUAAACGCUGCUUCCUUUGUCCUGUUGCGAGUAACUGAAGCCUAGGUCUCACCCCCACCUCAAAUCACACACACCCCCUCCCCGCCACAGAGACAC